Messenger RNA from Triticum aestivum (bread wheat), 570 nucleotides. RefSeq lists its product as uncharacterized. Lineage: Eukaryota; Viridiplantae; Streptophyta; Magnoliopsida; Poales; Poaceae. Bases 121 to 516 code for a protein of 131 amino acids. The transcript is spliced from 3 exons. The record is from RefSeq and is a predicted model, not a curated record.
GAGCUACUAAUAACAUUGCCUUCUUGGAGUAAUAUUGUUUUAAAAAAAGGAGUUCCAUGAUCUGUAUUACUAGCUUCGUCAUGGAAGGAAUGGAUGGCUACUUGCCAAAUAUAAUCCAGGAUGAUUACCAUGCCUAAUCAGAUGCCUGCUCAUUGUCAGCUUGCGUGUGUACAUGGGACAAAGUCAGUUUUUAUCAGACAAAGCUUCAGCGCACACGGAGAUUGGGCGAAACAGCACGCCCCCCCUAUGCUGGCCACGCCUCUCCGCAGCCUCGAGCCUCACCUCUGGACCGCUGGUGACGACAAAGGCAAAAACGAGGAUCGUGAUGAGCAUUGCGCCGGCACGGUGAAGAGGUACAAAGCAAGGAGCUGGCGGCGGCUCCAUCAUGCGCCGACGAAGCCUGCCAGGAGGAUGAGACCGCCCAGGAUGGACGGGCCACACGCGCGUAAGCGAACCAGAUCCCCGAGGCUUACGGGGACGGCGCACAUGCCAGUGUCCGGCUUCCUUCAUGGAUGAUGGAUGAUGUGAUGUUGAAUGCGAGGCGAAGAUACAACCUGAGGUACAGGAGCU